Molecule: messenger RNA, 6061 nt
Organism: Mugil cephalus (flathead mullet)
Lineage: Eukaryota; Metazoa; Chordata; Actinopteri; Mugiliformes; Mugilidae
Product: cholesterol 7-desaturase nvd
Exons: 7
Coding region: 475-1833 (452 amino acids)
Biological process (GO): chlorophyll biosynthetic process; cholesterol metabolic process
Cellular component (GO): chloroplast
Molecular function (GO): 2 iron, 2 sulfur cluster binding; chlorophyllide a oxygenase activity
Source: RefSeq, a predicted model, not a curated record
AUUGGAUUAAGUGCAACAGGUUUCUAACAGACUGAGUAUGAAAACCCCAUCACAGAGUCUGAGUCUAAGUCUGUCAUAUCAGACUGGAACGGAUAGGCCUGCGUGUUGCCAUGAGGUCAUAAGUCUUUUUAGAAGAGAGGCUUAAAAGUAAUUAAUACGGUCUUGAAAUGAAAUUUAACAAGUUAUACGAUGCAGACUUGGUUCUGUUUCAAAUAAAAUAGUAGAAUGGUAUAAUUAGGCCUGAGGAAAUGUUGCCAUCUAGGAGUUAAAUCCCUAGAUUAGUCUCUUAGGCUAAGUGGAUGAAUGGGAGGCGGGUGUGUGUGCGGGUGUGCCUCGGGUGUGAAGGUGCCUGCUCUCCAAAGCACCAAUGCGCGCAACUCUGCCUGAUUGUCAUUAAUAACCCUGACACUACGAGUCAUUGCGGUGCGCAGAAACAGAGACACCAGAGAGCUGCAGGUGACGGACGGUCAAAACAUGCCAAGCGUGAAGGCGGCUGCAGUCACUGGGCUAGGAAUAGGGGCAAUACUUAUGAUACAAGUCGGAGACCUGCUGGACUCAGCAAGCAGCGGCAACCCGAUAUGGAGCGAAACGGAGAGGCACGGCGCACCAGCGCGGGCCGUCCUCUGCAUCAUCGCCGGCGUUUCCAUCCUCGCUUUGGCCCGGCUGUACCGGCUCCUUUUCUGUCCUUUGGAGAUCUUCAGGUCGCCCGAUGACGUGGGGUACGUCGUGGAGGAUGGUCGCACCAGAGCGCAGGCGGCGAACGAGGUCAGGCGCAGGAGGAAAAUCGGAGAGCUGCCUCCAGUCUACCCCAACGGCUGGUACCGAGUGUUGGACUCACACAUGCUGCAGAGAGGCGAGGUCAAAAAUGUCACAGUUCUAGGUGAGCAGGUGGCGGUGUUCCGUGGCCAGGACGGGGCUGCCUACGUGCUGGAUGCCUACUGCCCUCACCUGGGAGCCAACCUGGCGGUGGGAGGACGGGUGUUGGAAAGUUGCAUCGAGUGUCCGUUUCAUGGAUGGCAGUUUCAAGGGACGGAUGGCAAGUGUGUGAGGAUCCCCUAUGCUGAAAAAGUGCCAGAGUUUGCCAAGGUGCGCUCCUGGCCCAGCUGUGAGAUCAACAGACAAAUUCUGGUUUGGUUUCACUGCGAUGGAGAGGAACCUCAGUGGACUGUCCCAGAGCAGCAGGAGAUCACAAAGGGCGAGUGGGCCUAUCGGGGGAGAACUGAGCAUUUUAUCAAUGCUCACAUACAGGAGAUUCCAGAAAAUGCAGGAGACAUAGCUCACCUGGCUCACCUACACAACCCAGGCAUUGUCAGCGGAGUGGAUCUGCGUCACACCAACGCCAAAAUGUGGAAAUUUCUACGACAUGACUGGAAGGUUCAGUGGGAACCAGAGGCAGAGCCCAAUGAGCAUUGCUCCCAGAUGUUGGUGAAACAUGCACUGACUGUGUUUGGCUAUCGCUGGCCUUUGUUGGAUGUUCAUGUUGUGGCUAGACAGGUGGGACCAGGACUGGUGUUUCUGCUGUUUGACCACAGUUUCUUGGGCCGGGGUGUGAUCAUGCAUUGUGUGACUCCGGUGGAGCCUCUGCUGCAGUGUGUCUCUCACACCAUCUUCUAUCAGUCUAACAUCCUACCUCUGGUGCCCAAAUUCAUCCUCAAAGCAGAGUGCAUUCAGUUUGAGCGAGACGUGAUGAUCUGGAACAAUAAGAAGUAUGUCUCCAAGCCUCUCCUCGUGAAGGAGGACUCAGCCAUCCAGAAGCACAGGCGCUGGUUCAGUCAAUUCUACAGCGGGAACAGCCCGCGGCUCCAGUCCCGGCGUGACACUUUAGACUUCUGACCUCCCUGAACUACAGGAGGAGAGCUCAACAGCAAAUAUGUCAGGUCAGGGUUGACAUUGAUCAGACGUCCGCGAUCAAUUCUUAUCUGUCCCAUAUUAAAAAUUAUAAGAGGAAAGGAGGCACUGACUUGUUGGUGUGAUAGAACUAUGCAUUUUUGUCUUUUUUUUGAAAAAAAGCCUGAAACCUAUAUGUUUUUCUUAUAUUCACCUCAGUUCCGGUUAAUUUAUGUAGCACCAAACCACAAAAAGAUGCUUGAGAGAAACCCACAGUGCAAGCACUAAGGAGACGGAGGUGAGGAAGAAACCUUGAACAGAGCCCAGCUCAUAUGGGGGCUCCCAUCUGCUUGAGGUUGGCUGGGUAAGAGAAAGAAAAGAAGAGUGAGGGGGGGUCAGAGGAGAAGGGAAGAGGGAAUUGGAAGGAAGCAAAUAAACUCGAGCAUGUCUCUGGAAGAAGAAUACGUGCAGCACAUAAACAUGAUGCAAGCAUAUGGUACUUAUAGAUGGCACAUGUAAGAUUAAGCCAGCAUUCGGUCUGUUCAUUGUAAAAAGGUUGACAACGUUCUCAUGAGACAAGUGCCUAAAGUGUAACAGAGUGAAUAUAACCCAUGAAUUAAGAAUUUUGUGAAUAAAAUAAGUAGUUCUAAGAAUACCAGACUUACCUUGUCUAGGUCUUUAAAUUGAGACAUGAUUCUUUUAGGCAGUGUGUGAGUGUCUGACACCGUGUGGAACACCUUCCUCCUGUGUAACAUGCCUCAACAUGCAAUUUCUCAUGUGUUAGAAAACAUUAAUCUGUCCUUCCGACCAGUAAGUGUAAAUCUUUAAUGAGUUAUCACAUCGGGCACCGACUAGGCUGCAGGUGUUACAGCAAGUGCGUUUGUGUUUUGAUUCAUAUCAGAUUACGCGGCUGCAAUCUGUAGUUACCGAAGUGUUUCAUGGAAACUUAAAAGAAUACUCCGACUUUUUUAGCCUUAUCUCUCUGAAUCAAAAUCUGACUGGCUGACAUCACUUUUGGCAUGCUAGGCUGGAGAAAAAGCUGCAGUGCCUUGCAUACAUUUAAGGCUCUAAGGGAAAUGAUAAUGUUUUAAAAACAAUUACCGAGCAUAUGUCAUAUGUUAAAUAAUGUUGCAAAAAAUGACAGUAUGAAUGUGGUUAGAUCCUGAUCCUGAAAUUAUAAUGUGCUGAUCUUAAGUGGAUCAGUGGAUCGGAUAAAGAAAACAUUUAUUUAAUUUUAACCUCAUAAUCCACUGAGGCUGAAAUAAAGAUAGCAUUUUUUGUAUGUGAAAAUCAGUGCACAUUGUGUAUCUGUAGGAUUAUUUUCACUCUUGUUUAGUCUUGCUUCUCAUAUGCUCAUAAAUGUAUGUUCCGUUUUGUCUGGGUACAGAGAGUCUACGUGUCCCUGGUGACCGUGAUGCUGUGAGGCUUUAUUAAAUGCUACCGUGCCUGUCUGGAAAUAUGUCAAAUGUAUAAAGGUGACAGUGUUCAGCUGUCUGAGCUGAUGAGGUUGGUCACAUUUUAAUUUCCGCUUCAGUCAGCUGGCCUUAGAAGACAGGAGAUACAUUUCAAAACAAACCACCAGCCUCGAUGAAGAGCACAGAACUAAUGAUGAAUAUCAAAUUAACUCCCAUAUUCCUUCGCAAUAUUAACGUGUGUCUUUCCUACUGGCUAAUGUGCAUGGAAUGUUUAUUUAAAUACGCAGAAUAAAUUUGUCUACUCGGCUCUAAUGUGCUUGCUCAUGCGUUUGUGAACUGGGAAAUGCGUUCCGUUGCUCUGAAUAUGUUAGCGUGUUAAAUUGAGCGUCACAGUGAAGUGUUCAACGUUAUACUUUGCCAGUGGCACUUUUCUAAGACUCACAUUAUUGCUUGACACUCCUUAUCUGUGAAUGUACUUUUCUUAUCUUAGUUUGUGGUGUGGGAGACCUGUGCUGCCUUUUUAAUCUGACGUGUUACAUCAACAAUUAGCCUGCUUGUGUUUUGUCCAGGAAGAAGUGGGCUUGCAGUAAUAAGGAGGCGUACUAACUCCGGGUAAGAGCUUUGUCGCAUGUAUCAAAGAGAACAAAUUUUUGAAAGAUGGCUGAAGCAAACGUUUUUGAGGCUGAGGAGAAAGGCGUCACUGCACUGGGUGAAAAUCACCUUCCUGCUACACAGGAGGUUUACCUUACGGUGGUGUACAAAACAGAGGGAGCAGAAACCCUGGAAGAGGAGAGCGACUCUGUCAUACAGUCUCUGAUUCAGCACAAACAUCAGGACAGCAGCGGUGAGAGUCACAAAGCAGGCAGACAAAUAGCAACAGAUGGGCCUGACCAGAAGACAUCUGUUCCACAAGAGCUGGAAUUGCCUGGCAGGGAUCAGCCUGGCUGCAGUGGAAGUGUCAGGAGUUUGUGCAGUGACAGCAGUCGGCACGAGUGCCCCAUCUGCAGCGAGCCCUUCCAGUCACAGGGCGAUCACCGCGUUACCUUGCUCAACUGCGACCAUGCGCUGUGCCAUCGCUGCACAGCUGGCAUCAUGAGUCGGGCCAAGAACACCAGCCGACUCGAGUGCCCCCUGUGUCGACAGACCACCCCGUUCCCGCAGUGGGAGAUCUGCAGGCUUCAGGGGGAGUCAUACCCUGACACUCUCUAUGAGCCCAGACCGGCCCUUGUCAUCAGUCCAGGCCCUGAAGUCGAGACACCACCGUUGUGUUGCUUCACUCUGGAGAGGCAGCUGGAGGCUCACACACACGGAAACAUUCCUGGAUGCUGCAUGCACCCUUUCUGCCUAGUUGGAGGACUGAGGGUAAUACUACGACUAAACUCCCUCUGUUUCUACAUCUUCGCCCUCCUGCUGCUCUUCUUCGUGUUUCCUCUUAUAAUACGUUCCGUACUCUUCAGUAAUGGCUAGCUUAUCUUAUCAGAGGGAUCUUAUGAGGAAGCUAUUGCUGUGGACGAACUGUCAGUCAGCUCCUUCAUUUUGGAACAUUUCGGAGUCAACACACAUACAGAAGAAUAUGAGUCAUGUUUUUCUCCAAUAACAAUGUCAAAUGUCCUUGACUGUUGUUUAUUUAACCUGGUUAUUCAUAACUCACCCUUGGACUCUGACUACAGGCUGCAGGAAUGCAGGAAUAGGCCACUUUUGACUUAGCAACAUUCAAAUGAACUCCCAAACAGGACGGCUUGAAUAUGAACAAUGUUUUCAAUUCUGUGAGUUCAGUGCAACCUCUGACUUUUGUCGUCUUUGAAGUGUGAGUCAGCUUUUAGGAUAAUGGAGCGCUGCAUUUGGGUCAGAACUCCUCAUAUCUUUCCCUGCCUUAUUUUGACCCAUUUCUCAUCAGAACAAGUCACACGCUUUGAUGCUGCUGAAUAUUCUUAGCAGCAUCACAGCCCAGUUUUAUCUUCUUUCGCAGUACAAAAGUUCGGGCACCCCACAACGCAAGUAUUUGCUUUGCUCUUCUAUAUGAUGGUUUUCUUCAUCUUAUUGCCACUCUUAUAGUCGUCUUAAUUACAUUGAAGACAGUCUUUUCAUAGACUUCUCCUGCUAUGUAGGCAUCAUUAACUCUAUUUUCAGACGCUUGGUCGGUAGCCAAGACGAGUCAGAGGUUGAUGCAAUCUGAAGAGGCCGCUUUAUGAGCCUUAACCAUUAAUUUCAAACCUAAUAAGUGCUGAUGGGACUACUGCAUGCAACGCGAUAGACCACAUUUCUCAUUUGGGUAGUGUGUACAGAAAGAACUUAUAAAGGAACCUAACCUAAAAUAAAUAAAUUAAUUAAAAUAACGAUCCUGAGACCCUGCAUCCUAAUAUGAGGACAUUAAGUUUUAGGUUUUAGGUUUUAUUGCGACUUAUUCUGCUUUAUUUAAACCCGUUGUCCUCUUUAGUGGUCGCUUUAGUCUGCCAUCUAGUGAUAGCAAAGGGUCAAUACACUAAAGAACAUAAUAGAGUAAAAACGUGACGACAAAAGGUGGAGGAGGAACAAAACUCCAUCUACGGUUAAACCUUAUUUAUUCAUGGUUAUUAACGUUUCUAGUAUGAUAUGACACGCUAAUUUAACAUGUUUUAUCAAUAGCAAUGAGCUACAACCACGCUAAUUAGCAAGUACUCAUUUGAGGACCCUGGGAUCUUCAUUGGUAAUUCUGACUCAGCCAUGUAGGGGUGUUAAAAUAAAUAAUUUUAUAUUUUGUCACACUUUGGUGACAUAAGCAAUGAAAUAUCCCCAGUGUCCACAUAUGAGGACAUUGUUUUUUUUAUUAUUAUUGAUUU